Messenger RNA from Serpula lacrymans var. lacrymans S7.9, 1416 nucleotides. RefSeq lists its product as uncharacterized. The record is from RefSeq and is a predicted model, not a curated record. The transcript is spliced from 4 exons. NCBI's taxonomy places the organism in Eukaryota, Fungi, Basidiomycota, Agaricomycetes, Boletales, Serpulaceae. The coding region runs from base 1 to 1416 and encodes 471 amino acids.
AUGGGGUCCCCCCAUGUGUGGAAAGACGAGCAGUUCUGGGUAUAUGUAGACCGGCUGCUCAAAGAGUUGCGGGAGUUUGCAAAGAAGGGUACCACUUCCACCAAGGAAUGGGAAGAUAAUGUGAAAGACUUCUUUACUGAGAGUCUCCAAGUUGACAUGGCAACUUACACUGAGCCAGGAAGACUCACCCUUCAGUCGACUCAGGAGGUUGAGGAACUUGGCCGUGAAUGCCAUGGUUUGCAGUUCAAGACUACAUCGGCCACAGCAGAGCAGCUAGAGGGAGCAUUUAUGCAACAGCUGGCUACUAAAAUGAGUAGUGUUGCAACAAACCUUUGGGCUAUUAUCAGCUCUAUCAUGGAGAGCCCACAAAACCGGAGAAAGGCUCGAGAACCUGCAACCCCAAUGAAUAGGACACCACCAACUCUUGCAGAUGGAGACAGCUUCAUGGGAGAACUUGGCGGUGAUGAGGAUGAAAAAGGUGACCAGGAGACACCGAAGAAGAGGUGGAGAAGAGCGGCCACAAGGAACACUGCAUUGGGAAUGAUUAAAACUGUUGUGUGCAUUAGUAUCAUGCUACACAAUUCAAACGAGAGGUGUAACUACUUACAGGCUAUCCUUGGCUUGUUUUGCCAUUCAACUGGAGUUCCAGAGAAAGUGGUUGAAGUGUUGGCCCAUGCUGGAUCAUCCGUCAGCCUAACAUCUAUACAUCAUGCAGUUUCGUCAAUUUCAAAGGAGAUAUCUGUAAAGAUAUCUGUAAAGAUAAAAAAAGAAGUGUGGUCUAUGUGCUCAGCAUUUGCAUAUGACAACUUUGAUAUGGACUUCAAGACGGCACAACCAACCAUUGAGCACAGCUCAAGGUUUGUCAGUGCUACCUCUGCCACAGUCAUCCCACUAUUUGGUGUAUCAGAUCCAGCUGCUUUGCGUUGUUCAGCUGAAUUGUGGCAGCGUGAUUCCAGAAAUCCUGCUGCAACAUCUCCAUUCAAAGAGAUUAGAAGUAUGCUCCAGUAUCACAAAGAAGACACUUACAACAAACAAUUGCAUCCCGACAAACUCAGCCCCCGCUCUGAAGCAUUUGCAUGGCAUGUCAGAAGCAUCCUUGUGAAUCAAUGUACAUCCUUCGGCCAUUUUUCCAGUCUUCUUGGAGAGCCAGAUAUAAUAGACAAAAUACCGGUCCACAAAAUGAAUCAGAUACCUUGUCGAGCAAUGAAUAUCAAACAGUCAACUCCGGAUGGGAAUAUAGAGGUUUUGGAUAACUUACUCAGGCAAGGCGGCAUUGGUGACAAAAGCGACAAGCACUUUGUACCGGAACUUGAUGCUGACAUGUCUGAAUAUGUCAUCCUUGUGCAUGGAGAUCUAUUGACAAAGGAACGCAUUGAUUUAGUCAAAGACACAAGGAGAAUUGAAGGAACACCUUGA